Helobdella robusta is the source of this 3984-nucleotide messenger RNA. RefSeq lists its product as hypothetical. Gene Ontology annotation, molecular function: protein binding. The transcript has 23 exons. NCBI's taxonomy places the organism in Eukaryota, Metazoa, Annelida, Clitellata, Rhynchobdellida, Glossiphoniidae. The record is from RefSeq and is a predicted model, not a curated record. Bases 1 to 3984 code for a protein of 1327 amino acids.
AUGGCGUCUAAAAAAGAAAAUCCGACCAGACGAGCCAACACUAGAAGUGCUUCAAAGGGUCACCAAGGCAUCAAAGUCACCAUAACAACAGCAGAGAAAAAACUUCUACAAAAUCUAACUCACUUCUACAAAAGGUCCCUUAUGGAUAAAAAUAAAAAAAAUAUGGUGCUCCUGGAUAGAUUUAAAUCUUUCAGACCUAUUUCCUCUUCCGGUAGAUUGGAGUCACUGUCAACUUAUAAAAAUCAAGCGUUAGAUGAUGAGUUUCGCAAUGACAAAAUAUACCGGCCUAAAACGUCUGGCUUGGCGGGGAAAAAUCUGAAUGACGUAACAGGGAUGGGUGAGGGAAGACGAAUGACAGUGACAGGAAAUGAGACGAGCUCGGUUAUGAAUCGAAUCGUGAAUUUCAAUAAAAUCGACAAAUAUGUGUGUCGGUACACUGGACAGAAGAUCGAGGAAAUGAUAACAUUGAACGUGCUGGAGUCGAUGAAGAAUUUGUUUGAAGAGAGGAAGAAAGAUUGUGGCGUUGAUUUGAAGGAAUUCACAUCCGACUUCAAAGCCCUGUUCACAAAGAUGGACUGCUUCUCCCAGAACCACGUAUCGUGGGACGACAUUUGUACGUACAUGCAGCUCAUAUACUCUCACAACUCCGACUCCAUCAAGAAGAAGAAACUCGUCACUUUCAAUCUUCCAGCUAAAUCUACGUUGUCUCCACACAGAGAUACCGUAGUCAGAAUCGCCGAAAUGAGUAAAAGUGAAUUUGAUCUAAAAACUAAAGGCGGCCAGUUCGCCUGUUGCAGCAAGGAUGGUUAUCCCAGUGGUUCUCAAAAACAGAAAUGGGCCACAGACUUUGCUAUCUUGUCACAGUUUAAUAAGAUCGUCGUCUCAACAGGAUCCUGGAAAAAAAGAAAUAAAGACAAUGGAAUUUCCAGCGUCCCAAUUAAUCAGGCCGUGGGAAAAACCCAGAUCCAGUUUCAUAGAUGGCGCGCUCACCUAGAUUGGGUUCAACAAAUUAAAUACAGCGUGGAACUGAAGCAGAUGAUGUCCUGCUCUGAGAAUGAGAAGACUGCCUUCGUUAUAUGUAGUUUGGAUUUCACAAGUCAGCAGCUUUUAAGACUAGGUGGACAGCUGCUAUCCCCUAAAGCAACCAGUAACAAUACUACUACUACUACUACUACUACUACCACCACUACUACCACUACUACUACCACUACUACUAAUAAUACUACCGUGGCUGCUGUGGCUAACACAACAACUACUACCACCAGAGAUGGUAAAAAUUUCACUAGUAGAAAAUCUGCGAGGAAAAACACGUCGGAAAAGUCAUCCACGAAACUGAACAUGACGUCAUUUUUUAACGAGAACUCGACCUACUUCCUGGUUUUCAAAGGGGUCAAGUGCUUCCACGCGUCAGAGUUAAGUAACGUCAUUGUUACUGGAGGUAUGGACAAACAAGUCCGAAUAUGGAACCCAUAUUCACCUCAGAAGGCGUCGGCCAUUUUGAAAGGUCACGAGUCACCUGUGACCUUUGUUUGCAUCGCCGAUAGAGAGGGCAAGAUAUACAGCGUCUCUACUGAUAAGUCUAUAUUUGUGUGGGAUUUGCUUGACCACACAUGGUUGUUGUCGUGCCGGCCAAAGAGUCACAUGAUACAAGGUCAACUACAGGUGUGCAAUUAUUUGCUGAAGAGUAGAAGUUUCAUAUUUGCUACCGAGUCUAUGAGCGUUGUUCAGCAGAAAUUCAGGUGGGAAAAGAGCGCGAAUGUGACAUCACACAAGGAACCAGUGCACGCUUUUGUGUACAACAAGGCGUACAAACAAGUCAUUAGUGCCUGCCGUCAUUCGGUGAAGGUCUGGUACGUGUAUACAGGGCGCUUGUUGUUCCAAUUCGACGGCGCCCACGACAAGCAGGUCGUAUCUUGCAUGUCAUUGGACAGUGCUUCCAGAAGAUUGUUCACGGGAAGUAGAGAUGGGUUGAUUAAGAUGUGGAACUUUAACAACGGUCAACUCCUGAGAACGCUGACACCUGCUUCGAAGAAAAAUAACCCAGAGAUAACAGACGUUAAACACGUCGUUUUGAAUAAAAAUAAAUAUAUAAUUGGCGUUGGUUGGAGCAGACGUAUCAACAUUUAUUCAGAUGACGUUGAUUCGGCCAACAAGCAAACACAGUCGCCUCUUCCUUAUUGGCCUGAAGAUGUUAAAAGCGGCCACAAGUCUGAUAUAGCGAGCCUGACGUACUGCAAACACUGCAAACUGCUCGUGACCUCCGACUUCGACAACAACAUCAUCCUCUGGAAUUUCGUCUCUGGACACAAAAUCGCCAGUCUAAUCGUCCCAACUUGGGCCAAUUUUGAAGGGGAUGUUGUCGGCGAAAGUUCAAAUUGUAGGGUGUUUGAUAAAAAAAAUUUUGAUGGUCGUGAUGGUGAAAUGAAUAGCAGUGGAAAGAUUAACGCGAGUUUUGAUGGAAAAGAUGGUGAAGAAGAUUGUAGAAAAGUCGGGGGUGCAAAAAUUAAUAGCGGUGGUGGUCGUGAGAAUAGUGGCCACCGUUCUGAAACUUCUGCUGCUGCUGCUGCUGUUGCUGAUGAAACCAUUGCUAAAGUUUUGUUCCUAAAGAGAAACUGCACUCAGCAUCCGGACAAGUUUAACCUCUUGACGUUGGGCAAGUUGGGCAGAGUUCAUAUGUGGAAAGUUCAGAAGGGUCAAUAUCGCUGGGUCACCAGCUUCAAUGCUGUUGGUUCUUCUAGCUCGGCCUCUUUAGUUGCAUUGGCGACAAAUUCAACCAAUCAUGUUGCAGUAUUUGGUGAUAGCGAGGGUUAUACUAGCCUGUGGAAUAUCAAGGAAACAGUUCCUAUUGAAAUUUCAAGAUGGCGGUCCCACGUCUCACAAGUAACUUGCCUUCAGAUAGUUGAUGGGACCCUGAACGAUGAUGACGACGACGUCGAUGUUUUCGGCUGUGGUGGUGGUUGUGGUGGUAGAAACACCAACAACAACAAAGACGAUGGUGGUAGUGAUGGUACUCGCAAUUUCAAUACUAGUGAUGAUGAUGGUGGUGACGCUUACGAUGAUGAUGAUGAUGAUAAAAUAAUUGAUGACGUCAUUAAUGAGAUGAAUCAGGACAUUAAAAACAACAAUAACAACAAAGACAUCAACAAUCACAACAACAACAACAAUGACGACGACGACGAUGAUGAUGACAAUAAUACUUAUUACAACUUUAACGACAACAACAUCAACAGAAACAUCAACAUAAAAAAUAGAACCAGCGCUAAACUCCUUGAAAAAACCCCAAGAAAUAAACUCAGAAAUAAUAAAAUCCACAGCAAUAACAACCACAACAACAACAAUAACAACAAAAACAACAACAAUAAUAAUAAUAAUAACGAGGAUGAUGACGAUGUCAGUAACGUAUUCAUCAUCUCGUCAUCUCUGGACUGCAAUGUUAGGCUCUGGAAUUACCUCGGUCACUACAUCGGAACAUUCGGUCAGCAGAGCGAGUGGAUGUUGUACAGCGAGGGAUCGUACACACACCCACACACGCCCAUGGACCUCCUAACCGGCUACACCACAACGACUAAUGAUGAUAAUGAUGAAGAAGAAGAAGAAGAAAAAGAAGAAGCGUUUAAUGAUGACGAAGUUGAAAAUAAGCAUAGAACGGAUAAAGAUAUUAAAAAACAAAGACAUCUCAAAGACGAUAAUGAUGAUGUCGUUUCGACCAAGGAUAGAACUCAGCUCUCAAAACAGAAGAAACUGGACAUAAAUGAAUAUAUGAACAUGGUAUCACAAGAGCCAGAUUUCAUUGCGGGCAUUGGAAAGAGAUUAAGGUACGAAAGGACAAAGCCAAAACCGCUGGGCACUGGCGGUCCAAACGUGUACCAUCACCUUAAAAUACACGACAUACAAGAUGUCAAGGUGCUAGAACCGCCCGUGAUGCUGAAGAAGACAAAAAAUCAUCACGCUACUACAUUCCUCGCCGAACUGGCUAAAUAUUAA